AUGAUGGACAACUUGCUUCGCGUUGUUGCGCUGGCAUCACUUGCGCCACUCUCUGCGGCGGAGAAGGCUGAUCUCUACGGCGCGGCGGCGCCGGCGACUUUGCUCCCGCGCCACCGACGCGACUGGGAUUACUGCACGGCGAAUUUGUGCGGGGGCGCGGAGCGGCUCGGCGCGCUGCUUGACGCCGGUGACCUGCGGGAGCUGGGGCCGGAGGGCGCUGACAGGAUUAACGAUGCCGUCCGAGCCUAUGGCGUGGUCGUCAUCAAGGGGCAGAAUCUGACGCGCGCGGAGCAAGUCAAGUUCACUCGGCUUCUCGGCGAGCCGGUCGCGCUGGCGAAAUCCUUUUACGGGAAAGACCCGGAGCCCAAUCAGCCGUCGAUCUUACGCGUCACCAAUUUCUGGGCGAAUGGCACUUGGAAGGGCACGAGUCACAAAUUCGGCGACUACUGGCACCAGGACGGCCAGUUUUGGGACGCGCCGAAACCUGUGUGGAAAUCAACCAGUGAGUCGGGUGCACGGGGCCGUGCUGGCUCCGUCGAGCGGCAAGGAACCGGCAUCGCCACGCCAUCGAGCAGGCGCCGCGUCGAUGGCGUGGAGGACGACGCGAUGAUUCGAACGCGCCGUAAAAUUUUGAUUUUCACACAGGCCGAAACACAACAUGCUGUCGAUCGUGCACGCCCAGCAGGUGCCGCCGCGGGGCGGGGAGACGGGAUUUGUGGAUAUGCGGGCCGCGCGGGCGACGCUGUCCGCGCCGCUUCUGAAACGCGCCGCCAAGGCGGCGAUCCACGCGUCGGUUCGAGAGAUCAAAGACUUCCGAGGCGGCGACGAGGAAGACUUCGCCAUGUUCCCGAAAGUGGCCGUCCACCCCCUGCUGGCCAAUCACUACGUGGACUCCGGCCCGCUGCUGUACGUGGGGUCGCCGCACAUGAAGGUACACGGCUGCGUGGAAAUCAAAAUUUUAUGACGUGUUCGCUGAAUCGACGCGUCGACCUCCACGCCAUCGACGCGACGCCUGCUCGAUGGCGUGACGAUGCCGGUUUCUCACCGCUUGACGGGGCCAGCACGGCCCGCGGCGUCAUCGCCGAGAUAUGACUUGGUGAAGAAUUAUCGGGUGCACCCGACACACUGGUUGAUUUCCACACAGGUACACGGCCUCGAAACGCCCGAGGCCGGCAAGCGGCUCCUCAACAUGUUGCUCGCGCACGCGACGUCGCCGGCCUUCCAGUAUUUCCACGCCUGGGAGGCGGGCGACGUCGUCGUCUGGGACAACUCGCAGACGCUGCACCAGUCCAUGCCCUACGACAACGACGGUCACGCCCGGCGGGAGUACUACCGGUCGCAGGCUCGGAUAAGGCCGCCGGCGGUGGCGGAACUCUGAUCGUGCAUAUUCUCUGUGUAUUAGCUUGUAAAUAUUGUUCACAUACCACAAAA
Messenger RNA from Pelagomonas calceolata, 1431 nucleotides. The record is from the annotation of a GenBank genome assembly. NCBI's taxonomy places the organism in Eukaryota, Pelagophyceae, Pelagomonadales, Pelagomonadaceae.